Ilex paraguariensis (yerba mate) is the source of this 3608-nucleotide messenger RNA. Lineage: Eukaryota; Viridiplantae; Streptophyta; Magnoliopsida; Aquifoliales; Aquifoliaceae. The record is from the annotation of a GenBank genome assembly.
AUGGGUUUGAACAAAUCUCGAUGGUUGAUCUUGCAAUGUUGGGUAUUUUUUGUGGUAUUGUGUCUCAAACCUCACUGUGAUGGUUCAGAAGUCAUUGUGAAGUUCUUGAAGACCCCUCAUGUAUUCUCAAAUCUGAAUUCCGCUACAUUUGAUUUUCAAGUUUUGGUGGAUGGUAAAGAAAACAUUUGCACAAAUUGUACCACCAAUUGCAAGCUGGAUGAUUACGCAGCUUCAAAUUGUGCAGCUGGAGAAGUUUCUUACAUAGGUUUGCAGGAUGGAAAUCAUACAUUUGAGGUGUGCACCACGGGAUCUGGAGGAGUUGGCUGCGCUUCCUAUAACUGGACUGUUGACACAGUUCCCCCGACGGCAUAUGUUACAGCUGCUACAUCUUUUACAAAUGCUUCAAAUAUUCCUGUCAAUAUUUUGUUCACUGAGCCCUGUCAUGGUGGAGGUGGUUUUAGAUGUACAUCUGUGAAUGACUGCAACCUUCUCGUUUAUGGUGCCGGCCAGGUUGAGCCAAAUACCCUCAAUGUUACUCAGCCAAACCUCAAAUUUUCCAUAAUUGUGAGCUUGUCUUCAAGCACUCAGUAUGGUCGGGUGCUAUUGGUAAUGGAUAAAAAUUUCUGUACAGACUCUGCAGGAAACAAAUUUACUAGGACAGUGAAUUCGAGUUUCUUGGUACACUUCGAUAGAAGAAGUGUGUUUGUUAACCUACGGACUCAUAUACCUGAAAUGCUGCUUCAACUUAACAGUGAAACUAGAACAGUUCUAGCAACUAAUGAGCAUAAGAAACUAAAGGUAUACUUGUACUUCACCAAACCUGUCCUCAACUCGUCUGCUGAAAUUUUGAACGCUCUCAAUACAAGUCAGGGCUCGCUUCUUCCAACCACUGGCAAUAACCUUGGGAAUCGCAGAUUUGGUUUUAAGGUUGACAAUAUAUCAAGCAUGGCCAUAGUCACAGUGAGCCUUGAUUCAAAGUUAGUAAUAAGCCAACAAGGGACCCCAGUUUCUCCUAUAACACCAGUUACUUUCCUUUAUGAUCCUCGAAGGCCUGCAGUGAGUUUAAGUACGACCUCUAAGAUGAGGACAAGAGAAACCAGCAUCUCAGUGUUGAUAAAAUUUGUGAAGCCUGUGUUUGGUUUCAACUCUUCUCAUAUAACCAUAUCUGGAGGACAAUUGCAGAGCUUUCAUGAGAUGAGUAGGAGCAUAUAUGCUGUAGAUAUACAAGCAGAUGAUGAUAUCAUAUUUGUCAGUGUUCCUGAAAACAUAACUGCGGAUGUUGCUGGAAACAGAAAUCUAGCGUCAAAUAUUAUGCAAGUUAGGCACUAUACCGUGCCUGUGAUCUCUUUGGUGCUUUCAAUCUUUGCAACUACUGCUUUUGCAGUGACAUCUUUAGCAGCAGGUCUCCUCACCAUUUCAACCGCAAGCCUUCAGUCUAUUGGGGUGAUUUCAACACCGUCUUCUUCUUUAACAUCUGAUUCUGCAAGAAAUCUUUUUAGAAUUGCAUGCCACAUUCAGGUUUAUGCAUUGUCUAGAUGGUUGGCAGUUGCCUUGCCAGUUGAAUAUUACGAAUUUGCAAGAGGAUUACAGUGGAGUAUUCCCUACUUCAAUCUUCCAUGGGAAAUGGGCAAUGUUCAGCCAGCCAUGGUCGGCUCAAGUUCCCCUACCAAUCCACAUUCGUAUAGUUCCAAAAUUCACGAUUCAGGAAUUCUUAAGAGUUUGGAUAUGGCUGCCUCGAUAUAUGGGUUGCCACUUACCGCAGUGGAAUAUAGAUCUUUUUUUGAGAGCAGAAAUAUCAUUCCAGAAGCUCAAUAUAUUUUGGAUCCACAUAAUUCAAAUGGGUGGAGGGAUUUUAAUAGAAGCAUGUUUUGGUUAGCAGUAGUUGCUGGCAGCUUAAUACUGUUGCAUGCCUUACUCCUCCUUAUUCUAAAAUUUUUGAAGACAAACUCAGAGAAACAGAGGAUUUAUGGAGCAUUGAUAUUGCCAAGAUUUGAGAUCUUCCUUGUAAUUCUUGCAGUUCCUUGUGUUUGUGCAGCCUCGACAACUCUAAUUAGAGGAGGGACAACUUCAGGUAUUAUAGUAGGCAUUUUGCUAUUUGGUUUGGUGUCUUUUCUACUGCUAGCCUUGUUGUUGUUCCUCUCCAUCGGAAUUACAUUGGGGAAGCUGCUUCAAUAUAAGGAGGUACAUCAUGAGGGCCUGAAAUUCCACUGGUAUCAAGAACUUGUCCGGGUAACUCUGGGUCCUGGUAAAAAAGGCCAGUGGACAUGGAAGAACCUAUCCAACUCUGUUUAUCUUACCAUGCUUGGGCCCUUAUUUGAAGAUCUAAGGGGCCCUCCAAAGUACAUGCUCUUUCAAAUUUCCAGGGGGAAUCUGCAGAGGCGUGGUGAUAAAAUAAUUGACUCGGAUGAUGAAACAGAAGGAGCAGAAGCACCUUUUAACCAAAAGCUGUUUGGAAUUCUCAGAAUAUACUACACUUUGCUUGAUUCUUUGAAACGGGUUUCUCUGGGGAUUGUGGCUGGUGCCUCCUCAGGAAACUGGUCUGGUAAAAGUUCUGCAAUCAUCCUACUGUGCAUGACAUCUUUUCAACUCUUCUUCAUGGUUCUUAAGAAGCCAUUUAUUAAGAAGAAGGUUCAGUUAGUUGAGAUAAUCUCAGUUUGCAGCGAAGUGGGCAUUUUCUCUACUUGUUUGGUUCUCUUAGAGAAGGAAUUUUCAGCCAGGGAGGAGAUGAAAAUUGGGAUCUUUAUGCUUUCAUUAUUCUUUCUGGCUUUUAUGGCCCAAAUGAUCAAUGAGUGGCAUGCUUUGUACAGACAGACAAAACAACUGGACACUGCUGGGGACUCUUUCUUGUUGGGUUUGAAAACAGCUUCAAUUGGACUCCUAUUCUUUAUGCCACAAGGGCUAAUAAAAAACCUGGAUAGCAAAUUUUCCCUGAACAAUCGUGGGGCUGGAAAAACAGGGGAUCCUGCUUCAUUUGAUGAGAGGAAUACGAGCUCUAGCUCUGGUGGUAGAACCUCGGGUGAUAAACCAUGGCUGAGACAACUUAGAGAACUAGCAAAGGCUAGCUUUAGUAAAGAAAGAAGUGGAGAUCCAAAUGUUCCAUCGACUAGUCAUUCCAAAUGGAGCAGCAGGUUCUGGGGUGCUAAGAGAAGUGGGAGCUCAUCUACGAAUUCUUCAUUGGAUUUCAAGUCAAAACCGAGAGGGUUGUACAAAGAUUUGGAAGCCAUUUUUGCAUCUAAGUGACACACAUUAUCCUUGGAACAGUCUUUCCAGUUUAUUAGCCUUUUCCUCUCUGUCAACCUUUCAGCAGCUGCGUUAUAGUAGACUUGAUGACACACAAACUUUUAGUUAUUUUCUGGGCUGGUGGAUUGGUUUAGAGGGUUAAGGUAAAGGGGCUGUAAUUUAUGUUAUGGGAACUAAAUAGUGGGUUAUCAUCAGUAGACAUAUAGGCUAGCCACUUGGAAUUAAGCAGUUGAAGAUAUAAGGUUUAUGUUUCAGAUUAUGUUUGAAGAUUCUACUCACUAGUGGUAAACAACUUUUGUGAAUCACAAGUUUUAUACACAAAAUUUUCCUGUUUUAUUGUAGGUAAUUACUACACAUGAAAGCAGUUC